Molecule: messenger RNA, 1706 nt
Organism: Folsomia candida
Lineage: Eukaryota; Metazoa; Arthropoda; Collembola; Entomobryomorpha; Isotomidae
Gene: p23
Product: co-chaperone protein daf-41
Exons: 4
Coding region: 154-732 (192 amino acids)
Biological process (GO): chaperone-mediated protein complex assembly; protein folding
Cellular component (GO): cytosol; nucleus
Molecular function (GO): protein-folding chaperone binding; Hsp90 protein binding
Source: RefSeq, a predicted model, not a curated record
GCCUCACUCAAACCACGGCUUCCUCCUCGCACUCCUCGCUUCAUUCUCUCUCGCUCUCUCGCCCUCUCCUCCACUCGGUCACUCCGCACCAACGACGACGACGACGACGACGACGACGACAGGUCAUCAGCAACCCCUAACACAUCCGCCAAUAUGACGACCAACGUGAGUCACCCCAGCGUGAUUUGGGCACAACGCAAGAACUGCGUGUUUUUGACCAUCUGCCUUGAUGAUUGUUCAAACCCAGAAAUCAAGUAUGAAGGCUCCACCGUCUCCUUCAAAGGAAAGGGUGGUUCGGAGCAGAAGGAAUAUGAAGCAGUGAUCGACCUCUUUGGUAACAUCAACCCCGACUCCUCUGUUCAUCUAAUUAAACCACGAAACAUUGAAAUUUGUCUCAAAAAGGAGGAAGAAAACUUUUGGCCAAGACUCACAAAAUCUCAAGGUAAAAUCCCUUGGAUCAAGAUUGAUUUCAACAAGUGGAAGGAUGAGGAUGACUCUGAAGAUGAAGAGGCAAAAAUGCCAGGCAUGGGUGGAAUGGGCAUGGGUGGUAUGGGAGGAAUGGGUGGAAUGCCCGGCAUGGGUGGUGGAGAUCCUGGAGAUUUCGAAGAGAUGAUGAGACAAAUGGGUGGUUUAGGUGGUGGUAUGCCAGGUGGAGGCAAACCAAGUUUAGACGACCUAGAAAAUCACGAGACUGAUUCGGAUGAUGAAGAAGGUCUCCCAGAUCUGGAGUGAAUAAAACUUAAUAAAAAGAAGAUAUAAACUCCGUUAAUAUUUGAUAAAAGGCGUCAACGUAAAAUUUCCAUUAUAUUUAACUGGUUUAACACGCCAAUUACUGUUAUUAUUAUUCUUUCCAUUUAUACACACCAACAAACAACAGCAUACUAAUAAGUUCUUUUUAAUUCUUUAUUAUCCGGUGAAUCUGGUCCUGCAAACACGUGUGGUAUUGUUGUAAUCGCCCACUUCCUAUUCAAAAUUGUUUCUUCUGAAAGCAACAUAAAUAAAUAUCAUAAGCUUUGUUGUCCAAGUAUCUAGUAAUAAUUAUAUGUAAUGAAUAUAUAUGAGCACAUUAUCUUGCAAGUUUUUCCAAUCAGUUUUGAAACCUUGUAAUUUCCACAUUUUUUAAUAGGCAAAAGGCAGCAACGAUUUUCCUUCGUGUGCACACCUGGCUGUCUACAACUUUUAAAAUUAUCUACGAGUGGCGUAGGAUCGUUUUUUGAUAGUAUUGUGUUUCUGUCUUUCUGUCACUGUUGCAUGUUGUAUUUUUCAGUUGUUCACAUUUGUCCAAUUGAUCGAUCAGCCCACAGCGCCCUUAUAUUCUGUGCUACACUAUUUAUGUUACAAUAUAAUAUUGAAACAAUGAGGAAUGGGUGUGGUGAUGGUGGUGUUGAGCUGAAAAGUUGGCAACAACACAACUUGUACCUUUUAAAAACUAUUGUUCCCACAUUCUGUACGUAUGCAGUUAUAUAUAAUAAUGCAGCACAUAUUCAUACAUUUUUGUAGUUAAGAGGAGGGUGAGAGGACACUGCGGUUGGACGGAUGACAGCUUAUAUAUUAAACUUACAUAAUAAUAAAUACCCAGCUAGAAUUUGUUUGUAAUAAUUUGCACCAAGUCAUGUCUAAUAUUUAGGAAACAUUUUAGAAAACGUGUCCAAAAGUAAUGUUUUCACUGGUUUUCAAUAAAGAUGAAAAUAUUUAAGAAGACAUAA